GGAAGCAAUUUUCAAAAAAAGAAAAAAAGAAAAGCGAAACCACUGUUCUCAUUCCUUGAACGGCAGCGCGCCGUCCACAAUCCCUAUCUCUAGGGUUUCAUCGAGCUAUCUUUCUUCUUCUUCUUUCCAGUGCGGUCAUGGGUGGGCGAAACCUUGUUGAUGUUGACAAACUGGUACUUAGGGGGUUGCAGUUUCAUGGGUUCCACGGGGUAAAACAAGAGGAGAAAAAGUUGGGCCAGAAGUUCUUUGUGGAUGUAGAUGCUUGGUUAGAUUUGAGCACCGCAGGUGCAACAGAUGAUAUAUCUGACACUGUCAGUUACACAGACAUUUACAGGAUUGUUAAAGAAAUUGUGGAAGGCUCUUCACAGAAUCUUUUGGAAUCAGUGGCUCAUCUGAUUGCAAACACUACUCUGCUCAAGAUUCCACAGAUAUCUGCCAUUCGUGUGAAGGUUGGAAAACCUCAUGUUGCCGUUCCAGGUCCUGUUGAUUAUCUUGGUGUCGAGAUCCUUAGGUAUAGAAAGCAUGAUUGAAUGUUCUGAUAUUUUUAAGUAACUGUUUGAUUGAUGUGGUGUGUGAAUGUGGUAUACUUGCAUCUAACUUUUAUUGUUAUUAUUUUUUAAUAUGAUAAAAAUUUCAGUUUACAAGCAUGUUAAUUUA
Messenger RNA from Dioscorea cayenensis subsp. rotundata (Guinea yam), 657 nucleotides. Its product is annotated as dihydroneopterin aldolase 2-like. Lineage: Eukaryota; Viridiplantae; Streptophyta; Magnoliopsida; Dioscoreales; Dioscoreaceae. Gene Ontology annotation, molecular function: dihydroneopterin aldolase activity. Gene Ontology annotation, biological process: folic acid-containing compound metabolic process. The record is from RefSeq and is a predicted model, not a curated record. Gene Ontology annotation, cellular component: cytoplasm. The coding region runs from base 138 to 530 and encodes 130 amino acids. The transcript has 3 exons.